AUAUAUUCGUAUCCAGAUAUCCACGCUUGCCGAUCGUCAAACCGAUAAGUCGUUUUGUGUGCGUCCACAUGGUCGAAUCAGACAGCGGUAUCUUGAAUCGUCUCAUAAAUGCUGCAGUCCGAGGUAAGUCAGCCCGAGGCAGGACUCGGAGGAGAAGGCAGAACAUUGGUUGUGUGCAGUUCAAACACUCCCGUUGAUUUUGUUUUGAGAUCAUGCCUACAGCCCAUACUCCCACUUUCGCGUCGGAGCUGCCCUCCUUGCGGAAGAUGGUGAGAUCGUUGGUGGAUGUAGCGUUGAUAAUGCGUCCUAUGGCGCCACCGUCUGCGCUGAACGGACGGCCAUAGUCAAAGCAGUGAGCGAAGGCAGACACUCAUUCCUCGGGCUGGUCGUGACUAGCGAUGUGGACUACUCGAUCUCACCCUGCGGCCUCUGCCGCCAAGUUCUCCGCGAGUUCUGUCCAAAGGACAUGCCCGUCUACCUUGUCCCGUCUUCGUAUAUUCCGACACCGAGUCAAAGUACAACUUCUUCGACGGAGUCCUCGGGGGCACCUGAGACGCUGCGUGGUGUAAAAAUCACCUCUAUGGGAAUGCUCCUGCCCGAUAGCUUUGGUCCAGGGUCGGAGGAGAUGAAGAGGGAGUUCGAGGAGGUUUCUACUACGCAGGCACGGUCAUGUUAAGUAUGGCACGGAGUGCGGCGUGACACACUGGCACUGGAACUUUGCGUCUUAUAUACCCAUAUGGCAUCCUCAAAAAUAUCGUGUACCUAGAAUGGUCAAGCUACACAGGAAUGCGACUCGUCUCAGAUUCGAACUGGGAAACCUCUGUCUAUAUCCAGCCCUAUGAACAAUGAUCAUAUUCGACAGACGCGUAACCGGCUACGCCAACGAGCCUUGCCUAACAUGUAAACGCCCUUUGAACGUCCUCGCAAUGAAUGAGCCCAAUGGCUUGGCCAAUUCAAAUCCCACUUUGCGUUAUGGUCCGCCGACGGCAUCCGCGAUGACGCGUUCACGCACGACACCUCGGGCCUCCUCACCCUCGGCCUCAUUCAAAUUUCGCGAUGUUGUUGUUUCGCUUUGAAAGAGACCUGCAUCUCAUUGUCCGACCAUGUCCGACUCACCCAUCUUGACGUCCGAAUCUCCAGGAAAAUCCGCCCUCAUCCUAGGCGCAACAGGCGCAGUAGGCCGUCACCUCCUCCGCGAACUCAUCUCGACUCCACAUUUCACUCGUGUCGGCGAGUUUGGGAGACGGGUCACGGCGCUGGAUAGUCCGUAUGUGCCGCAGAUCCCGGAAGUGAAGGAGAAGUUGAAACAGGGGGUAGUCGAUUUUGAGAAGUUGAGCGAGGAGGGUGAGGGGAAGAAGUUGAAGGAGGGCGGCUGGGAUGUUGUGUUCAUUACUAUGGGAACGACAAGAAAGGCAGCUGGAUCUUUUGAGAUGUUCUAUAAGAUAGACAGAGAGUAUGUUGUCAACGCCGCCAGAGCAGCCAGAACAUCUUCACCCACACAAAGACUCGUGUAUCUCUCCUCCGGCGGCUCUUCAGCCACAUCUCCCUUCCCCUACCUCCGCUCCAAAGGCCUCACGGAACAAGAACUGGUAUCCAUCGGAUAUCCAGAUACAAUCAUAUUCAGACCGGGAGCGUUGGCGGGUGCAGAUAGAAGUGGUGAACCGAGGCUUCCUGAAAAAGUUGCAGUGCACGUAACGAACUUCCUCUCCCUAUUCACAGAUAGCUUGCAGAUCCAAGUCUCGGCACUGGGGAAGGCGAUGCGCAUCGCGGGGCAGUUUGGAACGGCUGGGUUACCGGCGUCGGCGCAGGCGAGUAAGGAAACGUUCGAGGGGAAGAUGUUCACGGGUAUUGGGAACAUUGGGGCGUUGGGACUGGCGAAGGAAGAGUUGUAGCCUUUGCUGGGAGGAAGUAUGGGGUGUUAUGAGGAGCGUACUCUGGGUUCUUUGUUAUGUUGUUCGAGUUAUUGAUCUUGUUAGUACUUUAUUGGUUUU
Messenger RNA from Stereum hirsutum FP-91666 SS1, 1991 nucleotides. RefSeq lists its product as uncharacterized. The record is from RefSeq and is a predicted model, not a curated record. The coding region runs from base 1104 to 1892 and encodes 262 amino acids. The transcript has 11 exons. Gene Ontology annotation, biological process: import into nucleus. Lineage: Eukaryota; Fungi; Basidiomycota; Agaricomycetes; Russulales; Stereaceae. Gene Ontology annotation, cellular component: cytoplasm.